AUGCACGUGGCGUUCUCGAGCAGCAUCAGGGGCGCAAUGGACAACGUUCUGCUGGCGACGACCUCUUGCAUGAGCGUUCCCGAUCUGAUCGACCUCAACUUGCUCUGGUUCGUAUCCGCUUCCUCCACACGCGAGCACCGACUGUUCCGGAAGCUUCACCCACUCAUUCAACUUCACAGGGCGGGCACGACGUACGCCUAUGGUGUAGGGUCCAUCGACGACCCGCGCAACUUGCAGAACUCGCGUGUGUGGCUCUUCUCGGGCAAGAAGGACACUGUCGUAGAGACUGGUGUGGUCAAGAAGGCCAAGAUGUUCUACGAGUACUACAUCACCGAGGAGUCGCAGGUGACGAUGGUGACGAACGUGUCGGCUGAACACUCCUGGGUCUCAGACAGCUAUGGCAGUGCGUGUGGGUUCCUGGGCGAGCCCUACAUCAACAACUGCAACUUUGACGCGAGUGGCGCCAUGCUACGCCACAUCUACGCCCCGACCCCGCUCAACCCGCGCGCAGCCUCCGUCAACCGGGCCAACCUAACGCUGGUGUUGACGACCACACAGAUCUUUGCCUUCAGCCAGAGGGAGUACACGUCCCUGCUAUCUCCCGCUUCGCUUUCCAUGGGCAACACGGGCUACGUCUACGUCCCGACUGCUUGCCAAAAGGGCGCAUUGUGCAAACUCGUCGUGGCAUUCCACGGCUGCGAAAUGGACAUCCCCACGAUCAAGGACGCCUACUACGUCCACUCAGGUCUCAACCAAUGGGCCGAGACCAACAACAUGAUCGUGCUCUACCCGCAAGCGAUCGUGUCUUCGUUGAUUCCCUACAACCCGAAGGCGUGCUGGGACUGCCCUUCGAUCAGGUGGGGCUACACCGGCACCGCGUACGCCUCGCAAGCCGGGCUCCAAGUGGCCGCCAUCAAGCGAAUGAUCAACUCCCUGACGCGGCAGUAG
Acanthamoeba castellanii str. Neff is the source of this 948-nucleotide messenger RNA. Its product is annotated as PHB depolymerase. The record is from RefSeq and is a predicted model, not a curated record. The transcript is spliced from 8 exons. The coding region runs from base 1 to 948 and encodes 315 amino acids. NCBI's taxonomy places the organism in Eukaryota, Discosea, Longamoebia, Acanthamoebidae.